Molecule: messenger RNA, 981 nt
Organism: Nematostella vectensis (starlet sea anemone)
Lineage: Eukaryota; Metazoa; Cnidaria; Anthozoa; Actiniaria; Edwardsiidae
Product: contactin-associated protein-like 2
Exons: 2
Coding region: 1-687 (228 amino acids)
Source: RefSeq, a predicted model, not a curated record
AUGAAGUUUAAACCGCCAACUGCACAGUUAAACAUUCUCCAAAGAAUAGGAGGCUCUCCUGAGUCCAUCGAUUGGAGACAAGUUUAUCCUACAACGUGCCGGGAUAUCAAGUACGCAGACCCGUCUGCUAUUAGUGGCGAAUACACCCUUGUCCUAAACGGUAGCCAGCCAAUGGCAGUGCUCUGUGACAUGACGGCGCACGACGGCAGAGGCGUGACGAUGGUGGGCCACGACAGUGAGGCGCGAAGUCACGUCAAGGCAGGUGAGGGUCCAGGUAGCUACAGGCGUGACGUGACAUAUACAGGGGUGACUGUCACGCAACUGAAGACAUUGACCAGCAUGUCCACGUACUGCGAGCAAUUCCUGAAAUACGAAUGCACCGGCUCGAUUCUCUAUAGCAACACACAGAAACGAUGGUAUGCCUGGUGGGUAUCACUUGACGGGGUAAAACAGUAUACGUGGGGAGGCGCGCCCAGGGGAAGUGACAAGUGCGCAUGCGCUGUCACCGAUUCGUGUAUUGGGAAUAGUAGAUGUAAUUGCGACGGUAAUUACAGAGGGUGGACCGAAGAUAGCGUUAUGGUCACAUUCAAAGAUCUACUCCCUCUGCUUCAACUGCGGUUUGGCGACACACACUUGAACGGGCCUGAACAAGGUUAUCACACCCUUGGCAAGCUCAUGUGUUACUGAGAAGUGAAUAUGUACAAGUAUACCACACCCUUGACAAGCUAAGGUGUUACUGAGAAUUGAAUAUGUACAAGUAUACCACACCCUUGGCAAGCUCAGGUGUUACUGAGAAGUGAAUAUGUACAAGUAUACCACACCCUUGGCAAGCCCAAGUGUUAUAGAAAAGUAAAUACUAAAGUGGAUGUAUUAAAAUUAUAAUUUAUGGUGGGGGAAUCACAACAGAGCUUGGCUCUAAUUAAUUGCUCCCCUUCGGCUGAAAAAUUGAAUAAAUAAAAAAAUAAAUUGAGUCUUAUUCAA